Messenger RNA from Vigna umbellata (rice bean), 1410 nucleotides. The record is from RefSeq and is a predicted model, not a curated record. Lineage: Eukaryota; Viridiplantae; Streptophyta; Magnoliopsida; Fabales; Fabaceae.
AUGUGGAAGUUUAUAUGCAAGUCGCACAUUCUGAUAUCACGGCCUUGCCAAAGACUGAGAAAAAGAUUUAGCAAAGCUGUAGAGUUUACCAUAGAUUACAGCCCCAAUAAAAGCAUCCCNGGCAAAAGUAAGGAGUAUAAUGAGUUUGAAAACAACGAAGAUGAAGAUGAUGCCCAAGGUAAGAAGAGGAAGAAGAAAAAAAUGAGUAAAGAAAACAAAAGUAAGGAGUAUAAUGUAUUUCAGAGGAAUGAAGGUGAAGAUGAUUUUGAAGGUAGGAAGAGUAAGAAGGAAAAAAUGAUUGAAGACAACAAAAGCAAGAAUGAAAAUAUGAUGACAAAGAAGGAAACCAAGGCAGAUAAUGACGAGUCUCCUAAUCCUGCACGCAGUGGAUUAUCCAAACCCAAACGGGUAACUUUUUCUGAUCAAGUGGAGGUUUGUUGUGAUGGCUUAGUCCGUGGGAAACGGUUCACACUAGAAGAAGAUGAGCAGAUUAAAUCGGCUGUUUAUAAUUUUAUAGAGUCUCGUGGUUUGGGAGAUGAAGGUCUAGAUAUGGUUCUCCAUUGCAGUUCUCAUCCGGAAGUUAGAUCUUGUUGGAAUGAAAUUGCAGCAGCCUUACCCCACAGGCCAAAGAAUAGUGUGUAUACUCGUGCCCAUAUUUUGUUUGAAAGGAGUGAGAUGCGAAAGUGGACACCUGAAGAGUAUGAAUUUUUACGGAAGGUCAAGGAACAACAUGGAUCUAAUUGGAGACAAGUAGCUGACGCAUUGGGAAAAAAUCGAAUUCAUGUAAAGGAUGCAUGGCGUAGAGUGAAAUUAAGAAAUACAAAUAAAGGACGAUGGACCCAAGAGGAGUAUCAAAAGUUAUUUGAUUUAGUGAACCUAGACCUACGUGUGAGGGCUUCACAGGGUUAUAGAAAAUCAAAACAUGGUAUGUUGCGAGAUAAUAUUGGUUGGGAGGCCAUUGGUGAUAAGUUGGUCACUAGAACCUCCGUGAGCUGUUGCCACAAGUGGUAUGAUAAAUUAAGAUCACCCAUGGUUGCUACUGGUGCAUGGAGUGAUACUGAUGACUAUCGCUUGGUCGAUGCUUUAUAUAACUUGGAUGCGUGCUGCACGGAGGAGGUGGAUUGGGACGAUCUGCUUGAGCACAGGACUGGUGAGGCAUGUAGAAAACGAUGGAACCAAAUUGUCCGAUAUAUUGGAGACCAUGGAGGGAAGUCAUUUUCUGAGCAGGUUGAGAUUCUUGCAAAAAGAUAUUGCCCCAACUUAUUGGAAGUAAGAGAGGCCUUUGAUGCAAAACCUUUGGUUUGUUGAGAUUAUUAUUUUUAUAAAUGUAUUGGUUUAUGGUUAUGAUGUUCUUGUGGGAUCAUCCAACACAUCAGAAACUGGAUUCUAGGUUUUAAUAGUGUUUUCUUA